AGAACUUCCCCAAGUGGAGUGAAACUCAGGAGCUGAGAAACCGAGUCGCUGUGAAAAGAUGGGAAAUUAUCUCCUGCGAAAACUCAGUUGCCUGGGAGAGAAUCAAAAGAAGCCCAAGAAAGGAAACCCAGAUGAGGAAAGAAAACAGCAGGAAAUGACUAAAUUUGAAAGAAAACUUCAAGAUCAAGAUAAGAAAAGCCAAGAAGUUUCAUCCACUUCUAAUCAGGAAAAUGAGAAUGGCAGUGGUUCUGAAGAAGUGUGCUACACCGUCAUUAAUCACAUCCCCCAUUGGAGAUCCUCCCUGAGCUCCAAUGAUGAUGGCUAUGAGAACAUUGACUCCCUCACAAGGAAAGUGAGACAGUUUAGAGAAAGGUCAGAGACAGAAUAUGCCCUUCUUAGGACUUCUGUUAGUAGGCCUUUUUCCUACACCCAUGAGCAUGAUUAUGAAGUUGUGCUUCCACACUAAAACCCUCAAGCUGCUUUAUCACCUUCCAGCAAUGAAGACAAUGCAGAAUAGCAGACUCCGGAGAAGUUCUUCACCCUGAGCAGUGCAUGAAACAUUCCUUUCUGGCUAAAGUUUAGAAAUAUUAUCUUAUUAUAUAUCCUUAGGCAACUCUGAAAUGUGGCAUCUCUGUGGUUUAGGUGAAAUCAUAGAAAUUGACACAAUGACCUAAAAUAUUCUAUGUGUUUUUGCUUUUAAAGUUUGAGGACAUGGAGGUGAUAAAAAAACUUUCUUAGGAAGUAAUGUAAAAUGAAAAUAAAUUCCUAAUCCCCCUGACUAACUGAAUGGACCCCCUUCUGGGCCAAGGAGACCUCAGAUGAACCUGAAAGACUGAAUUCUGGCCAUGAUAGGAAGGAAGGUGAGACACACCUUGUUAUACCCCUUCCCUUUUGGAGUUUAGGCACAAGUGACCAGGAUGAGUCAUAAGACUGAUAAAAUAGACUGAUUGUGGCAGUAAGAGUCCCAAUUCCAACCUGAUUCUGGUGUAGAUCACACACUGUCUGAGGGAUUCCAUCUAUGAGACUUUGUCUACGUAAUAAAGACCUUGGUUUCCACAACUCCUUUAUUUUAGCUAAAGCAUUCUUUUCUACUGAUGACUUCUUAAGUCUUUAGACAAAGCUUAACUCUUUCAACCAAUUGCCAAUCAGAUAAUCUUUGAAUCUACCUAUGACCUGUAAGCUCUCUCCUGCUUCAAGAUCUUGCCUCUUUAAGCUGAACCAAUGUGCACUUUCCAUGUAUUGAUUUAUGUCUUUGCUUGUAAUUCCUGUCUCCCUAAAAUGUAUAAAACUAAACGGUGACCUGACCACCUCAGGCACACUUUCUCAGGACCUCCUGAGAGUGUACCCCAGGCCAUGGUAACUAAUAUUGGCUCAGAAUCAACCUCUUUAAAUAUUUUACAGAAUUUGGCUUUUGGUUACCAAUAAGUCCCCACAAAUAUAUGUCCAAGAAGCUUCAAUUCCAACCCUGCUCACCAAAUUUCAAAUGCCAAUAUCUCCCCAUCCAAUUACCUAUUUCAUCUUUGAGGUGUAAUCUACUCAAUAAACUGUAUAAGACCAGUGACCAGACCCUUUGCUAACCUGAUAUUUACUUCAAUUUUUCUUUUUCUAUGUACUGGAGAUUUUUGCUUAUAAACUUGCAGUAAUAGUUCAAAAAUUAAUAGUUUUUGACAUUGGCUUUUCUGAGAAGAGAAAUUGAAAGUGUCACAAAAUAAAAAAAAGAUUAAAUGAAUCAUAUAUAAUUGUCCAUUUUUUCAAUUUUCUAGCAAAUAGAGAAUCGAAGGAUUAUGUUCAAAGAUUAGUAAAAAUUGAAAAUAAACUUGUGCUUAUACUUUGUUUGCAACACACUAGUUAAUUUAACCUGUGACUAGUUAUCUCUACUGAAGGUGGAUGUAUAGUUUCUGGUUUUAAAGUUCAAGCAAACUGGAAAAUAAUCCAUCUAAUUAUACUUUCUUUCCCAAGAAAUUUUUAAAUGAUAUGCCAGCUUCCUAAUUUGGAGACAAAAGCCUUAACUGACAACGCAUUCAUUAUAUAUUUUUUUGUAUAGUUACAGUAUACAAGUUGAGUAUCCGUUAGAUGAGGUGCUUGAGACCAGAAGUGUUUUGGAUUUCAGAUUUAUUUUUGGAUUUUGGAAUAUUUCCAUACACAUAAUGAGAGAGUUGGAAAAUGGGAUUCAAGUCUAAUCAUAAAAUUCACUUAUGUUUGAUAUACACCUUAUCUGAAUAGCCUGAAGGUAAUUUUAUACAAUAUUUUAAAUAAUUUUAUGCCUGAAACAGAGUUUGUGUACACUGGACCAUCAGAAAGCAGAAGUGUCACUAUUUCAAGUCAGUGCUCAAAAAGUUUCAGAUGUUAAGCUGGUGAUGCAGUUCCUGCCGGUGAUCCGAGUACUUUGGGAAGCCGAGACAGGUGGAUCUCUUGAGCCCAGGAGUUUGAGGCCAGCCCGCACAACACAGUGAGACCUUGUUUCUACUAAUAAUUAAAAAAUUAGCCAGGUGUGGUGGCGCACACCUGUAGACCCAGGUACUCAGGAGGCUGAGGUAGUAGGAUUGUUUGAGACUGGGAGGUUGAGGCUGAACUGAGCCAGGAUCUUGCCACCACAUUCCAGCUUGGGCAACAGAGUGAGACCCUGUCUCAAAAAAAAAGAGUUUCAGAUUUUGGAGCAUUUCAGAUCUUCAGAUUAGGGAUUUUCAACCUGUACUUACCUUUUAGUCAUUGACAAGCAUUAAUCAAUAGGUGGACUCCAGCUAACUCAUUUGUUGUAUACACAUUUUGCCUCUCUACUCAACGAAUUCUUGUGCCCUCUUGUGGUGAUUUUAAUGUGUGGAAGGGAAACAAUAGAAAUUUUGCAAUUCUAGAAAAGUCAUUCUGUCAAAAAUAUGUCAGUCCUGUAGAAAUUAGCCAAUUUUAGGAAAAUGACAAAAUUUUUUACUUUUUGUCUGCCUUUGUAGCUAUUUUUAUGAUAUAAAUACCAUAUUUGUAAUAAGAUUAAUCUUAAUUUGAAUAACAAUCUGGAAUUAUCAGAGAAGGGGCAGGCAAUAAGUUAAUAAACAGUAUUGAUUGGUAGAAGGAACAUUGAAAUCCAAGAGCAUCAAUGUCAUCUGGUGGUUCACCAUAAGCCAUGGAAGACGUCUUAAUCUUUCUGAGAUCUGGUUUUUCAGCAAAGUAGAAUUUAAAAAAUAUAACUAUCUUAUGUGGUUAUGAAGAACAAUAAAAUCAUUGCUGUAUAAGUGCUUUUUAACCUGUAAAUUGUUUUGUGAAGCUUAUCUUUUAUGCAUAUAAAUAUUUGAACAUUUUAAAUUGUUUAUAUUUUUAAUCAAUUUUACUCGUGUGAUUAUAUACAAGAAAAUGUAACCACUGUAAGGGUAGAGUUAUAAGAAUUUUGUCAAAUAUAUUCACCCAUGUAAUCACCUCCUUAUGAAGAGACAGAACACAUACAUCCUCCCAGAAAGUUCCACAGUGCUCCUUUUCCCUCAGUUUCACCAGUCCUGGCAACCAAUGAUCUGCUCUGUAUAAUUAUAACUGUUCUAGAUAUUUGUAGCAAUAUACCCUUUCUAUAUUUAUUUUUUAUGUGUAAGGCUUCUUUUACUCAUUAUGAUAUUUUUGAGAUUCAUCUAUGUUUAACGUUCUAUCAGUAGUUGUACAUCUUACUUGUCUCAGCAUAUCACCAUAUAGAUAGACUAUAAUUUGUUAAUCUAAUCACUGAUGGAUAUGUAGGAUAUUUAAGUUUUUGACAUUAUGAAUAAAGUGGCUGUAAAUGAAUAAAGCGACUAUAAAUUUGAA
This is a messenger RNA of Pongo pygmaeus (Bornean orangutan), 3777 nucleotides long. It is a transcript of the gene GCSAML, whose product is annotated as germinal center associated signaling and motility like. Gene Ontology annotation, biological process: regulation of lymphocyte migration; regulation of B cell receptor signaling pathway. Lineage: Eukaryota; Metazoa; Chordata; Mammalia; Primates; Hominidae. Bases 59 to 466 code for a protein of 135 amino acids. The record is from RefSeq and is a predicted model, not a curated record. The transcript is spliced from 5 exons.